AUGUGGCUUUGGAGAGUUAGUGGAUUGUUUGUGCUUAUUGUGCAUUGCGUAUAUUCGCAAGAUGCUCAAACUUGCUACACCAACACGGGUGUUACUGGUGUUUGCACGAGCCUUUCGGAAUGUCCAGCCGCCUUUCAGCUGAAUAUUAAUCCUUUCAGCUUUUUCGGCGGGGCCCAGCGUGGCUGCCAGAAUUUCUUUCUUAUCGGAAGUGUGUGUUGCGCACAAGUUCCUACGAAUAAUGCUCCCCAAAACGCUCCAACGUACAACGCUCCGGCAAACACACCGUCCUUCAAUGGGCAGCCAAACGCUCCGACGUACAAUGUUCCGGCAGCAAAUCCAACUCAACCUACACAAACCACUACGACUUCUGCUCCCCCGGGGCCUUCUUCUGCCACUACGAAAUUUCCUCAGUCUGACCCUGUGAGCACGACGACGGCUCGUACAUCGACCAUUCGCACUACGCCAACAGUCGUUUUGAAGUCGCGUAUAGACAGCGAGCCCACGUUCGACAAACCGGUCUUGCUACCUACACCCGAAACGGGCUGCGGGCUCAGCGAUGUCGAGCACAAUCGUAUAGUUGGUGGAGUACCGGCCGCUCUUAACGGCUGGCCCUGGAUGGCACUGAUCGGCUACGAGGAUCAGUUGGGUGAUGUCGAUUUCCGCUGCGGUGGUUCAUUGAUCACCGAUCGUCACGUGCUUUCUGCGGCGCAUUGCAUACUGUCAUCGCUGUCCUUGGUACGCUUGGGUGAGCAUGAUUUAGGCAAUCAAACUGAAUCAGCUCAUGUUGAUGUUCCGGUAUAUAAGUACGUAUCUCACCCAUCGUACGACACACUUGAUGGGCAUUCGGAUUUGGCCAUCCUGUUUCUCACACGCACCGUAGAAUUCAACGAUGCAAUCAAACCCAUCUGCCUUCCUUCGAUCGAACCGGUGCGCAGCGAGAAAUUCAUCGGCUUCAAUCCGUUCAUAGCGGGAUGGGGGCGAACGGAGGAGAACGGCUUUGAGGCAAAGGUCCUGCAGGAACUCCAGAUUCCGAUCCUAGAGAACGACGAGUGUGUGCAGCGGUUUAAAAAGAUACGCAAACUGUUCACCCGAAAGCAGUUCGAUAAUGCCGUCAUUUGCGCCGGCUUCCUCGAUGGUGGCAAGGACUCGUGCCAGGGUGAUAGUGGCGGCCCGCUGAUGUUGCCGUAUCUGGUGAACAACAAGAAGUACUACUACUUCCAGGUUGGGGUCGUUUCGUACGGUAUUGGGUGCGCCCGGGCGGAGUUACCUGGCGUGUACACAAGGGUUUCUAACUUUAUCGAUUGGAUUGAAAUGCAAGUUAAAUCCUAA
Messenger RNA from Anopheles coustani, 1329 nucleotides. RefSeq names its product venom protease-like. The transcript has 6 exons. The record is from RefSeq and is a predicted model, not a curated record. Bases 1 to 1329 code for a protein of 442 amino acids. Gene Ontology annotation, molecular function: serine-type endopeptidase activity. Gene Ontology annotation, biological process: proteolysis. Lineage: Eukaryota; Metazoa; Arthropoda; Insecta; Diptera; Culicidae.